AUGUCGGGGCUCGGGUCAAGGUUUAACGCUUUCAAAAGGACUAAUGUCAUACUGCAGCACUUGAGGCUGUGCGCCCACACGGAUGCGGCCGCGGAGGUGCUGCUGGAGAGGAGGGGCUGCGCAGGGGUGAUCACCCUGAACAGACCCAAGGCCCUCAACGCCCUCAACCUGAGCAUGAUCCGGCAGAUCUACCCGCAGCUGAAGAAGUGGGAGCAGGAUCCCCAAACCUUCCUGAUCAUCAUAAAGGGCGCCGGUGAGAAGGCUUUCUGUGCUGGGGGAGACAUCAGAGAAGUGGUGAAGGGAGACAGGAAGAUAAGCCGGGAUUUCUUCAGAGAAGAGUAUGUGCUGAACAAUGCCAUUGAUUCUUGUCAGAAACCGUAUGUUGCAUUUAUUCACGGAAUUACAAUGGGUGGAGGAGUCGGACUCUCCGUUCACGGGCGUUUCCGAGUGGCUACUGAAAAAUGUCUCUUUGCAAUGCCAGAAACUGCAAUCGGACUGUUCCCUGACGUGGGCGGAGGCUAUUUCUUGCCAAGACUUCCAGGGAGACUUGGUUACUUCCUGGCAUUGACAGGGUUCAGGCUGAAAGGCAGAGAUGUGCACCGAGCAGGCAUCGCCACUCACUUUGUAGACUCGGAAAAGUUGAGCCUGUUAGAAGAAGAUCUGUUAUCCCUGAAAUCUCCUUCCACAGAAAACAUUGCAGAUGUCUUAGAAAGUUAUCAGACAAAGUCCAAGAUUGAUGAGGACAAGGCGUUCGUGCUGGAGGAGCACCUGGGCACGAUCAACAGCUGCUUCUCCGCUGACAGCGUGGAGCAGAUUAUCGACAAUCUACAGCGAGAUGGCUCGCCCUUUGCCCUAGAGCAGGUGAAGGUGAUCAGUAAGAUGUCUCCAACGUCGCUCAAGAUCACGCUGCGGCAGCUCACAGAGGGCUCCUCCAAGUCCCUGCAGGACGUGCUGACCAUGGAGUACCGGCUGAGCCAAGCGUGUGUGGGAGGCCAUGACUUUCCCGAAGGCGUCAGGGCAGUGCUGAUAGACAAAGACCAGAGCCCGCGCUGGGAGCCGGCCCGCCUGGCGGACGUGACCGAGGAGGACGUGAGCCGGCACUUCAGGCCUCUGGGGAGCAGCGACCUGCGGUGGUGA
Pipistrellus nathusii (Nathusius's pipistrelle) is the source of this 1137-nucleotide messenger RNA. The record is from the annotation of a GenBank genome assembly. Lineage: Eukaryota; Metazoa; Chordata; Mammalia; Chiroptera; Vespertilionidae.